AGUACUAUGACGUCAGCGCCGGUUCCACUUCUUCUUCGUGUAUGCAAAUAGCAGCACAAGGCAGUAAGAGACUAAAGUGGGAAAAAUUGCGAAAGAAAACUGGGAAUAUAGCGACACUUUUGAAGAAAAGAUGCUGCGGCGGAAACCGACUCGACUGGAGCUGAAAAUCGACGACACUGAAGAGUUUGAGAGUGUCAAAAAAGAGCUGGAGGCCAUAAAACACCAGCGAGAAGAGGCGGAGUCAGUCACUGCAGCAGGCCAUGUGGACAUCAUCAGGGGUGGAGCCUCUGCAUCUUCAUCAGCUGUGCCAUCAAAGGCGGAGCUUAUCAACGAGAGGAUAGGCUAUAAGCCCCACCCCAAACCUGCCACACUACCCACGUUAUUUGGAAGCCUGCAGUUCUGAAUGUGUCACUGUGGCAACAUCGCUUCUCAUUUUUUUUUUGUUUAUAUGAACUCAAGAGGUAAACAUUUGUUUUUGUUUACUUUUAAAUCCACCGUGCACAAAACCAGAGUCUGAUCCAGAUCCAACACAGCGUCACGUGUGAAUGUUCAUUUUAUUUUCAGAUAAACUGCUUCACUUAAAACCAGAUUAUUUAAUAAAAGAUCAAAUCAUCAUAAUUGAACUGUUUUGUUAAUAAAUGUUUUUUUUUUUUUU
This is a messenger RNA of Thalassophryne amazonica, 655 nucleotides long. RefSeq names its product cell division cycle 26 homolog (gene cdc26). Gene Ontology annotation, cellular component: anaphase-promoting complex. The record is from RefSeq and is a predicted model, not a curated record. Lineage: Eukaryota; Metazoa; Chordata; Actinopteri; Batrachoidiformes; Batrachoididae. Gene Ontology annotation, biological process: regulation of mitotic cell cycle; anaphase-promoting complex-dependent catabolic process; protein K11-linked ubiquitination. Bases 131 to 403 code for a protein of 90 amino acids. The transcript has 3 exons.